Messenger RNA from Coccinella septempunctata (seven-spotted ladybird), 4294 nucleotides. Its product is annotated as nucleolar protein 4. Bases 451 to 3045 code for a protein of 864 amino acids. Lineage: Eukaryota; Metazoa; Arthropoda; Insecta; Coleoptera; Coccinellidae. The record is from RefSeq and is a predicted model, not a curated record. The transcript has 12 exons.
GGGAUACCAACCUGCCCUGGUCUCUCAGUCUGCCGCACUCCUGAUUGUGUUGCGCAUUCACGCUUUUUUUGAAUUCGAAAUCAAGGUGCGCACCGCGAAAGUCUUAUUUUGCGUCGCACGGGAAGCCUCCUCGAUAUCUGUGACUGUUGAUUCCAUGUGACAAUUAGUGAAACAGACGUGCAUCAACAAGUGAGUCCCGACAAGGAACCAUUUGUUCUUGUAUUCGGAAUUUCUUUUCGUGUGACGUUGUUGUGCUUGAUCGAAGCCUAUUGAUUCGAUAUUGUUGAUACCCCUAAGAAGUGUCACCAAGGGGGGAUAUUCCAACGUGUCUAAUAUUGUUUUACUCCUGUCAAGGUGAUCAAAGAAGUGUUUUAUUCAUUCCAUGUAAUAAUGGACCAACCGAAUAAGUGAAGAACCAAGUAGUUUAUAAAUGUGUUUGGUGUUGAGACAAUGGCAACAGAUAUAUUGACUGGUGUCGAAGUACCGCAUCAAAUGGAGGACAAGAAGGAAAAAAGGGGCACGAAACGCAAAAGCCCGAACGGCGUCAAAAGCGGCAAAUCUUCCAAGAACGGGGAAGCGAACAACAACAUGAAAAAGCAGAAGUUUUCGGCUGACAGCAGGGACGACAUGUUGGCGGCUUAUCAGCCGUGGGUGAUACAGACAUACGGCGAUCUGGCCAAGACCAAGACCAUCACGCUGAAGAAAUACGCGAGGAUUUUGAGGACGUUGCGCGGCGAGGAAGUAGUGAGUGCGGAUAAUAGCAAGUUUCGGUUUUGGGUGAAAGCCAAGGGCUUUCACGUUGGCCGGCCUGCGGGUUAUGAUCCGAAACCUGCAGACUCGAUCGUGGGACGUUUUAGUGUUUGUGAUAUAGACGAGGGCAUUCCACCAAUCUCGGAUAAAAUGACGGGCUCGGCGAGGGAUCCACCGCUCUAUGUGCCCAAUGCCCCAUUCAAGAACUCUAUCGGGGAUCCUGUUUACCGAAAAGUUGCGGUGGUGGAGAACUUCUUCGAUAUCAUUUAUAACGUUCACGUGGAACUCGAAGGACGACCUGGAAAACAUGCCGGACAGAAGAGGACCUACAGAACGAUAACCGAGACGUAUGCAUUCCUGCCGCGAGAAGCUGUCACACGUUUCCUACUGGGAUGCACGGAAUGUCAGAAGCACCCUCGCUCGCCUUCCCCUUCAUCAGUUCUGCCAACCCCCAGCCCUAGCCCCACGCUACCUUUGGUACACUCCACGCCGCAACCUCUGACUAUCACAGCCCCUCCCAUAGUGGUAGUUCAUAAUACCCAAGGAUCAGAAUUGACAUAUCUGGAUCUGAGCAAAUCAUGUCGAACCUCGUCAAGUUUACUCGAGAAUUGUUCUUCGGACAAAAACCUGGAUAUAACGAAGAAAAAUCUUAGCCUAACCCAGGCGCCCCAAUAUGACGAGAGACAGGUUCAGCAUUUCACCGAAACGAAGAAAUCGAGUAACCCAUUAGACGUCUGCAAUCUCACCUCCAAAGAUCCCCCAAAAAGCCCACCGAAGUUGAAAGAGGUCAAAUCCGAGUGUACCAAGGCCAGUACUUCGCCUACUCCCAAACUCUGGUCUCCUUUACAAAGUGUCAAGAAAGAAAGGGAGAACUCUGACAAUCUGUUGAUGCCUGGAGAAAUCGACUACAGUAUGCCUAUAACGACAACUUACCUGAAAUACAUGAGAAGUUUGGGAUGCAGCGAUGAAGAUGCCUUGAAAUUUGAAAAGAGAAACGAAAAUCUACCCAAUCCGGAAUCAUUGGAGUCAAACGAAGAUGAUCAAUUCAUAGGAGGUGGCUCGAUGAAAGAUACGGACAAACUCAAGCUGAUGCUAUUGGCAUGGAACUACCACAAUCAAUCACAAGGAAAUAGGAACUGCAAUUCAGAUGUCGAUUUAUCAAGUGUAGCAGGAAAUGAAGAAAUGGCCGGGCUUUGGGCGCAAUAUCAAUCAGCAUUAGGAGGAUUCGCAAAGGGGAAAGCGACACCACCGAGUACAAGAGAUCAAUCUAGUCCAGUGAAUGCCGAAACAGGAUCAGCACAUGACGAAACUAGUUCUAGUGGUAAUAAGGAGGAUGAGGACGACGACGAUGAUGAGAGUGAUGACAAAAUCGACACACAAACUCAUGAUCCAGAAAGACUAAAAGCCUUUAAUAUGUUCGUCAGAUUAUUUGUAGAUGAAAACUUAGAUAGAAUGGUGCCAAUUAGUAAACAACCCAAAGAGAAGAUACAAGCUAUCAUCGACUCGUGUACGAGGCAGUUUCCAGAAUUCGCAGAAAGAGCAAGAAAGCGGAUUCGAACGUACCUUAAAUCCUGUAGGAGAAACAAAAGAGCCAGAGACCCAAAUUCGUCAUGGGAUGCGACUCGGCCUACACCUGCGCAUCUAACCUCAGUACAAGCAGAACAAAUUCUAGCCACAGCCUGUGAAAACGAAAGUCAUAAUGCUAAACGAAUGAGAUUAGGACUUGAGCCAGUGAGUCAACCAAUGCCAAUUGUACCUGGUACACAGCCCACAGAUACAACUGCACCCAUCAGUAGGGGUUUAGAUUUUUCUAGCAGUAACUCAGUAAAAAUGGACGUGGAACCUGUGAUGAAUGUAUUUCCUUCGUCUACAACGCCAUCUAGCACUUCAAAUGCCAUGAGUAAAAGUAUGUCCAUCACGUCGGAUAUAAAAACUUCUUUAAGUGCAUCGAAUGUGGCUGGUUUAGGUGCUAACAAUAUGAACGGCAUCGGCAUCUCUAGUACAGCCGGUUCCCUUCCCACCAACAUGUAUAGACCUAAUUUCACCCAAGCCUUCCAGAGGUCAGGACCUUAUCCGUUGUUUCCAGGAUCUUCAUCUUUCUCUUCAGGCGGUGCUAGUCUUCUUACCAAUGGUCCAACAGAUCUGAGCAUGAAACAAAAACCACUGAUCAAUCACAAACUGAGUACAGGAGAAAUGGCAGCUGUCAGGCAACUUAUUACUGGAUAUAGAGAAUCUGCAGCCUUCCUGUUGAGAUCUGCUGACGAAUUAGAACAGUUACUCGUGCAACAGCAGUAAUAUUUUUCUGAAGCCUUCGAAACAUUUCACUUUGUCCCAAAUUCAUACUCCACUUCCUAGUCACCCAGGUAACAAUGUCUGCUUUUCAGAUAUGCCUAUUACCUGACUAUAAAUCUAUAUGAAAAAUUCAGACAUGAUAAAAAACAUGAAAAUAUGUAUAUAUAUAUAUAUAUAUAUUUUAUGAAAAAUUUUCAAACUUUCAAUUGUUCUUUUCUUUCCGUAUUUUCCUAACUGCAAUGGAAUGAGUCUUCACUCUCUACAUUGGUCAUUUAUUUUUGAAGUUAAAACAUAUUAUGUCUUAUGAUAUGACAUCCAGAUAUUCAUACAGUCUAGUGUCAACCAUUGCAAGCUCUGACAAAAAAACAUCGCUACACUUUCUCUCCUGUCAUCAUAAUCUCCAAAAAAAAAUUAAAAUUACUGAAUCGCUGCGGACUUUAACGCCUGUUGAAGUGUAAAAACUACUUAUCACUUGUGACAUGUUCACAAUAACAAAAACAUAUUUCUGUCUAAUGUCUCGCAGUCUCGCGAUUGUUUUGAUGAUAAAUUUGAAGCUAAUAAACAUUGAUAAUUUACAUAUUUUAAAAUUCGAAAAUAAAGUGAGAAAUCUAGUAUCGUGUAUUUAACGACUAGUGAACUAAUAAAAGAGAAAUCAAGGACAGUCUUAGCAAUUGAAAGUUAGAAAGUAAUUUUUCCAACAAGUUUCAUUACUUAUAUAUUUAUUUAAAUUAUUAUAACAGUUCAACCGUACUCUCUACUCAAACUUUUUUAUGGGUGAACAGUGAAGUGUAUAGAAUUCUUCCAUUCAAAAUAAUGAGCUGUUAAACACUGAUUUGCUACAUUCAAAGUGAACUCAGUUCCGAACUGUUUAAUCUUCAUAUGGUCUGUUUUCCAAUGUCCCAUCACAAUCAGCACAAAGUGAAUGUGAGCACUCAGUCUUUUCAUUGAAUGAUAAAAAUUAUAAAGGACUCUUAUAUGAACAUUGUAAAUAGUAUAUAAUACUUGUAUAAUUAAAUUUUAAUUCCGGUUUCAAAAUUUUUAUUCUACUCAUUUCUAUGUACAAAAAUGUUUCCUAGAAAGGUGAAAAUAUCUAUUUAUUAAAGUUGAAUACAACUAUACAGGGGAAAUUAUUAUAUUUGAUAUAAAUGUUGAGAUUUUAUUGUAUGAAUUGUGUAGUACCAAAGAAAAUGUAAUAUAUAAUCUUUCUAGUUUCUCCCAUGAUUUGUAAUUAUAAAUAAAAUAGGUAUAUGAA